UUGAAUAAAUAAAUGAAGAAUCGGUUUGGAAGUAAAAGAUUCUUGCAGUUUCUCCAGCCCCUAAGUACUGAAAAACUAAUAAAAAACUUAUUUCAUCGAUGCUGUAUGUAUGCAAAGCUUAAAAGGUAUGUGAGAUUUAAAAAAAAAAUGCGCACUUGCUGUCAAAACAGAUAUCUAGCCUGGAGUAAUGUUCCUGUUUGCCUAUAAAGAAUGUCUAAGGAGGAAGUGAACAAUCAGAUGUGUUCAAUCAAAUGCUGCUAGAUAAGUCAUUUAUCUUCGAGGUUGAGGUUAGGACCGCAAGCUUCAAUGAGUUUGAACCUUUUUACAAUGUUAAUGACAUAUGCUUUAAUGACCGGGUCAUUGCAAAAUUUAAGGAGUUGCACUCUACAUUUUUCUCUCCUCAGACUGAUAAGACCAUCGGAUAUUCAACUGAUAGGAAGACUAACACACAAGUGAUUUCAGUUGACAAGGCCUCUUCUUGCAUAAAGAAUUUAAUAGUGGAUUUUGUGGAAUCUCAAGAAAGUCGUCUAACACAAUCGGGAGAUGAUGUGGUCAAUCUUACUCCCAUGAAAAGAAUGCAAGGCGAGUCAUCUAACAUUGGAGAUGGAGAUGAGUCCGUCCACAAGAUGAGGAGUAUUAAGAUUGAAAAAAAUUAAUCGUCAUUAUUAUUUGGUCGUUGGAGUAUAAUGAAAUACUUUAAGUUUUUUUUAAUACUUGAUGAAUUAUGGUAAACUUUGAUAAUAAAUUGUGUUUGUUGGU
This is a messenger RNA of Cuscuta campestris, 759 nucleotides long. The record is from the annotation of a GenBank genome assembly. Lineage: Eukaryota; Viridiplantae; Streptophyta; Magnoliopsida; Solanales; Convolvulaceae.